Metopolophium dirhodum (rose-grain aphid) is the source of this 2613-nucleotide messenger RNA. RefSeq lists its product as uncharacterized. The record is from RefSeq and is a predicted model, not a curated record. The transcript is spliced from 3 exons. Gene Ontology annotation, biological process: protein sumoylation. Gene Ontology annotation, molecular function: SUMO ligase activity; zinc ion binding. The coding region runs from base 262 to 1368 and encodes 368 amino acids. Lineage: Eukaryota; Metazoa; Arthropoda; Insecta; Hemiptera; Aphididae.
UCCCGAACCAGCACACCGAGACAGCGACGCCGUUUAGAACGAAAUCAAUACGCCGCCCGUCGUUGUUUUUUGGUCCAUAUUUCAACAAAGACUUGCUGUGUCGCCUCUUCGAUUGGGUACUUCAUCUUUGUUGUUCAGUCGCUUUCACGGUUUGUCUCGGCUGCCCUACUUCACAGACGAAUUCACAAGCAACUACGAUUCACUACCGCACAUCACAACUCUCGCAGUAAUUGUUUUUGAAGAUUAGAAGAGUAUCCCAAAAUGGAUCAUUCUCCAGAGGAGCCCUAUAGAUGUCCAGCUCCAAGACAUAAGUGCGCAAUGAAUGGAAAUUAUGAAUUCUAUAUUUAUGGCUCAGUACUUUCAGAUCCAACCAGCAUACAAUUUAAAACUCUACCAUUUCAGCGUAUUAUAAAUCAAGUUGUUCCACCGAUGGGUAUUGAUUUCAUACCAAUUAUAGAAAUUGCGGGACCAGAUAACGUACGCAAUCAUGUUGGUGUGGAAUUUUAUUUGUCAUUAUCAGAUAUUCAACACAUUUGGCCGCCAAACAGAAAACAGGUUAGCCUAUUGCAGAUCCGUAUUGGAGAACAACUAUCAGGGAUGAGCGAGUUGUCAGAAGAAUUACCACAACCAAUAUUAAUGUUUAUCAAUUCUAAACAAAUACCUAUGAACGAUAUAAAAAGCCCUUUAAAUGUUAAUGCUAUUGAUUAUUUGCACUUAAAUACUGUUAAAGCUAAUAAGAUCACAAUUUCUUGGCCACCUUGUAAAAGAUCAUUUAAUAUGGUAGUAAACUUGGUGGAUAUAAUCAGUGUUGUUGAAAUGGUGGAAAACAUAAAAAUGGACGAAGAUCGAUUUUUAUCAGCAUUAGAAACAAAAAAGAAAGCCAAGGAAUUUUUGAAAAAUCCUGGUAAAGAUUUGGAGACUUACAACUUGACUCUUUUAUGUCCAAUAAAUAAAUCAAAAAUGAAACUGCCUGUCAAAUCUGUCAAAUGUAAUCAUUUGCAGUGUUUUGACUUGCAAGCUUUCAUUUCUUUGAAUGAGAUAGAACCCACAUGGCUGUGCCCUAUAUGUUCGAAGUCCUGUAUCUUGACUGAUUUGAAAAUAGACUCUUUCCUUUCGUUUAUUAUCAAUAGUAUAAACUUACCUAAAACUUGCGAGGAAGUAGAGCUUGAUGCGAAUGGUAAAUGGAAACCAUGUAUAUUGAACAGUGAUAGUCGUGAAGGUAUUUUGGGUACAUCUUGUGGCCCUUUAAAAAAAACUAUUCUUGAAAUUGAUUUGGGUAACUCAGAUGAUGAAGAUCUCGGUGAUAUUGUAAAAACAGUAUUACCGAUAACAAGUGCAGGGAAUUCAAAUGGUUCAAUAAGAUACUAAUAAUUAAAUUAUAUAAUACGAUACGGCUUUUUAAAUUUAGUACAAAUGAUUAUAUAACAUUCAGAUAUUCAAGUGUUUUUUUAUCGAUUGUUAAUCAUUUAAUCAAAUAAUGUUUAAAAUAUUGUAUGAAAAGCAAAGCAACGGACUUAAAGUUCGUAUUUCGUCGUCAUUUGAUUUUUCUAUUUUUUUUCUACAAAAGCUUCAAUUCUAUCGAAUGGUUAAAGACGUCUAUAUUGGAUUAUAGUUUUAACUAAUGCAUUUUUAAUUUCUUGGAGUAACUAUAAUUUUUUUGAUCAAAAUCACGAUUAAAGUUGCAAUGGUUGCCCGACGGGCUAUGGCAUAAGUGAUAUAACAUGGUAGUUGAAAUUGCUCGCAGAACCAGCUGCUUAACUGAGUCUCUAUCCGUGAAAAUAAUAUAAUUGCUAAUGAUUUAAAAUUUCAUAUUCACAAACAUUUAAGUAUUGUGAAUUGCGACAACGAUAUAAUAUAGUACAUAAAUAUUCUACUACGGUCCACGAGCACUACAGAAUUGUUUAAUCAUGAGAAUUAAUAUUAUGAAGACACCAAUUCCGUAGCUCGUCGGACAAUCAUCAUAUCUUUAAUCAUGAAUCUUAUUUGUGAAGAUAGAUCCAGCCUAGUUCGCUCUUAUACCAAAAAUGAAAAUUAGUUGUCAUCAGUUAUAUUAAGUUGCAUUGUAUUUUUAUUUAAUUUUGUAUUUACGUUUUUCAAUAUUAUUAAUUAUCAAUUGAUGUGUUAUUAUUAAUGACAUUUUAUAAUUUAAUUCUUGUGUAUGGAUUAUAUUGUAUAACUGUAAAAGAAAAAUAGUUUUUAAUUUGACUCAAUAGUAUUUUAUGUAGAAUUAAAUUCAUUAGAAUUUAAAUAAAACUUGUAUUUAUCAUUUGAAUGCAUAACUAAUUGUAUUUUAUUUAUUUGUAUUCAAUAUUUAUUUUGUAAGUAAUUGAAGCAAUUUUUUUUAUAAGUUGGAGUUGGAAGUAUUAUGCCAAUUUAUUUUUUGGGUGGGGGUAGAAUAUUUCCCUCACCCAACCCUGUUUUAAAUAAGAUAUUAUAAUUAAGUGGAGGUGCGGGCCCUGAUUUUAAAUGUCCGACCAGGCCAUUUUUUUUAAAUCCGCCACUGGUAGGUAACUAAAUGUUUGAACACAAUAUAAUAUUAUUAUUAUUUAUAAUAAAAAUUAUAAUAGUAGGUACUUAUAAUUCUAGUAUUAUAGUAUGUUAUAGAUAUGUGGA